Mangifera indica (mango) is the source of this 770-nucleotide messenger RNA. RefSeq names its product histone H2A variant 1-like. Gene Ontology annotation, molecular function: protein heterodimerization activity; DNA binding; structural constituent of chromatin. Gene Ontology annotation, cellular component: nucleosome. NCBI's taxonomy places the organism in Eukaryota, Viridiplantae, Streptophyta, Magnoliopsida, Sapindales, Anacardiaceae. The record is from RefSeq and is a predicted model, not a curated record. The transcript has 3 exons. Bases 89 to 499 code for a protein of 136 amino acids.
AAAUCUCUAAACCUAACAACUAAAAUAAAAUCCUAUUCAUCAUUUUCACUCUCCUUCUCGUCUCAUUUUAUCUCUUCUCAGGUGAAAUAUGGCAGGAAAAGGAGGGAAGGGGCUUUUGGCAGCGAAGACCACGGCGGCUAACAAAGACAAAGAUAAAGAUAAGAAGAGACCGAUUUCUCGGUCAUCCCGUGCUGGUAUUCAGUUUCCGGUGGGCCGUAUUCACCGUCACCUCAAAUCAAGGAUCUCUGCAAACGGUCGAGUUGGGGCAACAGCUGCCGUUUACUUAGCUUCAAUCCUCGAGUAUCUGACUGCUGAGGUUCUUGAGCUUGCUGGGAAUGCAAGCAAGGAUCUUAAGGUGAAAAGAAUUACUCCAAGGCACUUGCAGCUGGCCAUUAGAGGAGACGAGGAGCUGGACACCCUCAUCAAGGGGACCAUUGCUGGAGGUGGUGUGAUUCCUCACAUUCACAAGUCACUCAUAAACAAAACUGCCAAAGAAUGACUUCUUUCUCUGGCUCUGGAUGGUUUAUCACUGAAGAACACUUGGGUUUUAUUGUAUGUCUCUGUUCUCUAGGUAGGUUAAAACUUUAGACUUGGGUUUGUGUUAUUAUUACUAGUGUUUCUCUAGAAUAUCUUAGUAAAUAUGGAUUAACGUUUAGGUUUGUCCUCUGGAACCAAUAUCUCUGUUCAGGGUAGGUGUAUUGUUGUUUGCUUGAUUGCUCUAACUUUAGUUCCCUCGUUAUUUUAAUCCUACGUCUGCUUCUUAUGUGUUA